AUGUCAAACCAGGCCGUGGGAAGCCUCUACCAGACGAUUAUCGAGGAGGUGAUCAACAGCUCGCGAGUCGACUUCGAAGAGAGCGGCGUUGAAGAGGCCGUGCUGGAGGAGCUGCGAUUGGGAUGGCAGCAGAAGCUCUCUCAGCUCGACACGCAAGGUCAAUUCUCCACGCCAUUGUCGUUGCCGACAGCGAGCCCUCCGAGCGGCCCGUCUCAAAAUGGCAUCAAGCAGGAGCCUUAUGUGAAGACAGAGCCCGGCAUCAAGCAGGAGCCCGGCACUCAGCAGCCGGGCAUGCCCUACCCCAACUAUAACAACAUGGAGAACAAGAACAGCGUUGCCGCCAACAGGGCUGCCCAGCAGCUUCAAGCUCAGUACGGGGUGCGAGCGGCUGGCUCCAUCAAUGCGAUACAGGACCGCAUGGGGCAGCAGCCUCAGAUGCAGUCACAGCAGCAGGGCCAGGCUUCGACACCUGUGUUACCGCAGCAGCAGCAGCAGCCUCACCCAUCGGAGCAACAGCAGCAGAACCUGGGCAACGCUCAGGUUGAUGGCGCCGGAGAUGCCAUGGUGGACGAGUCGGACGAGGAUGAUGAACAAGAAAGCUUCGAAGGCGUCCUUCUACGGCAUGGCGUCAACGGCAAGCCCGAAGAGCUCGGCAGAGUUGACAUCGACCGCAUCCUCCACGAGCAGAUGGCUGCCAAAGCCAAAAGCAUGGAGGGAGGUGGCUUGAUGCUGUCUCUGAAAGAGGCCACAAAAAACCAGUCCGCCCAGAAACUGAGAAGCAAAGGAAAGGCUCGCCGCGGCGUGGGUGCCUAUGACGGCGGAGACGACGACGACGAGAUUGAUGAGGACGCCAUCAACUCCGAUCUAGAUGAUCCCGAUGAGGAUCGUGAUGACGAUGAGGUUGAUGACGAAGGCCUCGGUCACAUCAUGCUCUGCAUGUACGACAAGGUCCAGCGCGUCAAGAACAAGUGGAAGUGCACUCUCAAGGACGGCGUCCUCACCGUGAACGGCAAAGAGUACGUUUUCAACAAAGCAACCGGUGAAUACGAAUGGUAG
This is a messenger RNA of Trichoderma citrinoviride, 1056 nucleotides long. RefSeq names its product transcription factor IIA, alpha/beta subunit. Gene Ontology annotation, biological process: transcription initiation at RNA polymerase II promoter; transcription by RNA polymerase II. The record is from RefSeq and is a predicted model, not a curated record. Gene Ontology annotation, cellular component: transcription factor TFIIA complex. Bases 1 to 1056 code for a protein of 351 amino acids. Lineage: Eukaryota; Fungi; Ascomycota; Sordariomycetes; Hypocreales; Hypocreaceae. The transcript is spliced from 4 exons.